AUGGCCCCGCGAUCCAAGUCGCGGGAUGGAGGCUGGGCUUGCAGCGGUUGCAAAGCCCGGGACGGGGCAGGCUACGACUUCUGCUGGAAGUGCUGGAAGGUUCGAGACUCCGCGAAGACCACGAACCACGGUGCGACCAGCACCCAGGAUGAUGCUGACGCCGACGACGCCACCAAAGCGAAGCUCAAGAAGUUACGGGUGCACCUGGCAGAACUUCGGAAGCAUGCGGCGGGCCCAGACUUGGCAAAGCACGUCCAGGGCAACAUCGACAUCGUACAGAAGGAGGUUGAUGAGUUGCAGGCAGCUGUCGACAACGGCAGCGACAUCCCUCGCUGUUUCUCGGAGCGCAAGCUCGAGCGCGUCGGGAAGCUGGAGGAGGAAAUCAAGGAGGCCCAAGAUGAGCUUGAGAAAGAGAAAGCACUCCUGGCCAGACAAGAUGAGAAGCUGCAGAAGCAGAGAGCCCGCAUCGAGGAGCUCAGCGUGCCCAAGGCGGGCAAGGGUUGGGGAGCGGCAGUGUCCUUCCUGGAGCAAGCGAAGAAGUGCCUGCGCGAGCAGGAGACCGACACCAAGAUCGCCGAAGCCCUCAAGCACGCGCAGCAGCAGCGCACCGUCGAGGAGGUGCGGGCUGCCGCGGCAGCAGCGGCAGCAGCCGCCAAGAGGGAGGCCGACGCAGCCCGCGAGGCCGCCCAGGACAAGCAGCAGAGGAACAAGCGCAGAACCGAAGAGGAGAUCAAGCAGGAGCUGGUCUCGUUCCCCCAGAACGCCGACCAGGCACAGAUCACCAAGAUCAUGCACGAGGCGGGCUGUACGGCCGAGCAGAUCGAGCGCCACAGCGCGAACCCCACUGGCACGCCGGGGCGCGCCAUGCGGGCCACCAGGUACAUGCACAAGUACCGCGCGGGCAUGGCGAAGGAGCUGCAGGCCAACGAGUGCAGCAUCUCCUGCGUCAACCAACGGAUGCAGAAGGAGGGCUGGAGGCUGGGCAACGUGCCGAGCGUCCGUGCCGCGCGGGGGGGCUGGAGAGCGCAGCUGCUCCUGGCAACCGUGCGGCCAAACAACAUGAGCUACGUCAUGGGGCCCGGCACGAGGGACGACACGCCCUGCGAGUCCAAGGGCGGCCUGGCGAAGGGCAGGAUGAAGACUGUCGGCAAGGAGGGGGCCAAUGCAGGCACGGCGCACCUCUGGGAUAGCGAGGGCGCCCCGCGGAACUCCACCACGGCCGCCGCAAGGGCGGGGAAGUACUGGAUCCAGGGCGACGACGCCGACAUGGACCCAGCUGGGCUACAGCACACCGGGGUGAACAACAAGAUGGAAUGGGUCAUCGUGUUCGACACUCCGCGCGGCUCGUGCGCCACAUUGGGGGAGGCACGGUGCCGCGACCACUUCAUCAUGGGCAACACGUACGAGGAGCACUCCAGGAAGUACCUCAACUACGUCGGCCAGGACGGGCAAGAGGGCAAGAGCCACCUGGCUUGCGCCCAGAACAAUGCCAAGGGUAUCCUUGGGAACGACAUCAUCGAGCCGCUCCUCGAGCGGGACUACCUAGCAUGGCGGGCGAUGCCAAAUCAGGAGGGGGGCAACGUAGACGCCAUGGACGAGCAGGAGAACUCCGACAACCUGGACGAGUUAAGCUACACAGGAUGCCGAGUCGAGGGGGGCAGCACGAGCCUCCCAGAGAAUACUCCUCGGCGGACCCCCGCUGUCCUCGGCCUCACGGCCUCGCAGGACUGCCCGUUGGUCGGGGCGAAAGCGGCGAGAGAGCGCCGCCGACCGACGGGGCGGGGGCGACGCGCGGACAUCGAUUGGGGCAGGGUGGCGAUCACAGCAGCCUGGAUCGACGCCGAGCACAUCGCUCAGAGAGGCUUGCGCCACGUGGACAGCGUGACCAGCGUGGACAUGUGGGAGACCAACCGCAUGCCCUACGCGAGGCGUUGGGGGGCGGCUAACAAGCGAGCCCAUGACUGGGCAAGCCGAGGGAGAUCGCGGGAACGCGCGGCCCAACCACAGGCCCUCCACUGCGAGGCUGCGCGGGCCGACGGGCACCGCCACGAGGGGACCUACUUCGGCCUGAUCAAGUGCUUCGAGUGGGUUACUCAGCGGAGGGCAUGGGGGGCGUCGCAGCGACGAGGCGACAACUCAAGCAUCAUGCGGACGGACCGCAAGAUGUACAGCAUAGGGCGGCACGGCGUCCUGGACCGGGGCUACGCCGAGGGCAAGGCUGGGCAGCGGGGCAUCGAGGCGGACAGCUGGCACAUACCGUUCGGUCGCCAGGCGGUCAUCAUCCUCGAGCUGGACAGGCUGGCGCACCAGGAUUGCCGGGCGAACGCGCCCCACCACGUCGGGGACCGCGCCGCAGCCACGUACGGCAGGCACGAGCACGUCGGCGAGGACCACCCGCAGCCCAUCGCCGCCGUGAGCUCCAGGAUCGUGACGGCCGUGGACAGGGCGGUCUCAAGCGGCACGGAGGCGAAGACGGUCACCCUGGCCUCCUCCGCUGCGGGGAGAGACCGCAACAACAAGAAGACCAGGUACCUCAGCGCGGGAGUAGUCAAGCACGAGAAGCACCUGGGAGGGACUGCAACAGCAUGCAGACGGAGUAGAGUGGCCGCCAUCAAUAAGCGGGAGCCGACGUUUGCAGAGAAGAAGGACAACGGUGAGUACGACAUGGGCGACGGGGGCUACGGGUCCCGCCCUGGCGCGCCGAGGGCCCAGAGCACCUUGCGGGGGAAGAUCCACGCGCGGCGGCAGGCGCCGCAGACAGGCACCCCGCCCAUGUUCAUCUGCACCGACAGCCAGAACGUCAACGACGGCGUGAUGGCGGGACCGUCGUGGCUCGACAAGAGGAGCCACCUGCACCUCGACCGCUGGGAGUGCAUCGCCCAGGCCGUCGCAGAGUGCAAGGGCUGA
This is a messenger RNA of Prorocentrum cordatum, 2907 nucleotides long. The record is from the annotation of a GenBank genome assembly. NCBI's taxonomy places the organism in Eukaryota, Dinophyceae, Prorocentrales, Prorocentraceae.